This is a messenger RNA of Colletotrichum destructivum, 1554 nucleotides long. Its product is annotated as Putative flavin amine oxidase, FAD/NAD(P)-binding domain superfamily. NCBI's taxonomy places the organism in Eukaryota, Fungi, Ascomycota, Sordariomycetes, Glomerellales, Glomerellaceae. The record is from RefSeq and is a predicted model, not a curated record. Bases 1 to 1554 code for a protein of 517 amino acids. Gene Ontology annotation, molecular function: oxidoreductase activity. The transcript has 3 exons.
AUGAAACCUGUUACGCACACCGUCGGACUACUCGCCCUCCUCACGCCUGCCUUAGGGCUUGCCGUGGGGAGUCAAGGGGUUUUCGGCCGGUCUUCGACGAACCUCACGACCCCGGCGCUCGAUCCUACAAAGGGCAACCCCGCGACCGAAGUCCAUGAGGUACCGCCGCAGAAUGAGUUCGACAUCAUCGUUGUGGGCGGCGGGUUCUCCGGAGUCAUGGCGGCGUACGACGCUACUCAGGCCGGGCAUAAGACCCUGGUCCUUGAGGCAAGGCACCGCAUCGGCGGCCGAAGUCAGACUCAGGCGUUGCAUAGCGCGCCGGACAAACUUGUCGAGCUGGGUGCCACUUGGAUCAACAAGAUCACCCAGCCCGUCAGCUAUGCUCUAUGCGAGCAAUUUGGUUUAGAAACUGCGGAGCAGUACACCACGGGCGAUGUCAUCAGCCAAAUCGCCAAUGGCACUGUCCAUCGGACACCUCAGACACUCAACCAAACCGGCGAACCUAGCCCUGUGGACUUGUUCAACGGCCUGAUGGCGACCGCUGCGAACAACACCGACAUCUACAACUUUGACGAGUUCCCAGAGGACGAAGACGUGACCUUGGCCGAGUGGGUCGCCAAACAGGGGCUGUGGGAUGAACCUGGAGUCAAGGAAGCCGCCGGAAGCUUGACCAGCGCGCUUGUCGGCCGCAUGCCCCAUGAGCUUGGUGCCCAUUACAUCCUAGACUACAUCAAGUCCGGAAAAGGUCUGGUCAGCCUAAGCACGGAAGGCGAAUUCGGCGCCCAAUCGCUGAAGAUUAAGAAAGGAACGUCUGCAAUUACUGACGCACUCGUUGGCACCAUGGAAGAGGGGAGCGUGAAGGUGAACAGCCCUGUGAACCGCGUCGUCCAGCUCGGCGGCGAGGGGGUCCUCGUGACGACGGUCCACGGACAGAGAUACAAAGCCAGGAAAGUCAUCAUCGCGAUCCCCACCAACACAUACUCCCGCAUCCACUUCACGCCGCCCCUGCCGGCUUCCAAGAGAGGCCUGGCGACGAAGACCAUGCCGGGCAUCUACGCCAAGGUGAUCCUGAGCUACCCGGCGCCGUGGUGGCGGGAGGCCGGCCUCGUGGGCAAGGUCUUCUCGGAGGUCGGGCCUAUCUCCUUCGGCUGGGAGACCAGCGACAUUGAGACGGAGCAGUACAGCCUUGCCUUUUUCGUCGCGGGAGACUUCGCCGCCGCGUGGCACGAGCUGACCGACCUGGGGCGCGAGGAGGCCAUCGUCGAGCAUCUGGUCACGCUCGUCGGCUCCGAAUUGGCCGAUGAGGCGCGCAACCUCACGGAGUACAACGCCGUCGAGUGGACCAAAGAGGAGUACCUCUGGGGCGGGCCCACGUCGUCCAUGGGACCGGGCAUGCUGCGCAAGUACGGCGUCUCGUUGAGGGAGUCGUUUGGCAACUUGCAUUUCGGCGGAGGCGAGACAGCAUUUGAAUGGAAAGGGUAUCUGGAGGGCGCCCUCACUUCUGGUAAGAGAGUUGCGAAGGAGGUCAUCGAGGCUCUUGAAUCGGACCGUUAG